Molecule: messenger RNA, 9039 nt
Organism: Calypte anna (Anna's hummingbird)
Lineage: Eukaryota; Metazoa; Chordata; Aves; Apodiformes; Trochilidae
Gene: COL7A1
Product: collagen type VII alpha 1 chain
Exons: 112
Coding region: 1-9039 (3012 amino acids)
Molecular function (GO): protein binding; serine-type endopeptidase inhibitor activity
Source: RefSeq, a predicted model, not a curated record
AUGGGCGGGGGCUCCGCCGCUCCCGCUCCCCCCCCGACACCGCUCUCCGGGCCGCCCCCAAUAAAGGGGCGGGAGCGCCGGGGGCCGCUCCGCGCCGGCACCGCCUGCGCCCGGCUGGGCUGGGAACGGCGGGGAACGGCUCGGCACGGCUCGGUGCGGCCCGGCGGGGGGCGGUGGCGGGAAGGGUCGCCUCCCCUUGAUGACGCUUUUGCCCCCCUUCGUGGGGUAUGGGACCCCCCCCCCGUGGGUCCGAUGGGCAGGAACAGCCGGUGUGUGCCGAUGCCUGGUGCCGAGACUUGGAGCAGACGGGCAGGAGGCAGCGAGGAGGGCUUGUGGAGGCAGAAAGCGCGCACAGCCCGCAGCGAAGCUGGCAGCCUCCCGCACGGCUCCCGGGGCAGUGUGUGGGACUGUGGGCCAGGCCUGGCAUCGCUCAACCGGGAGGGCUGGACGGUGUGCGAGGACGUGCUGGAGGCUGACAUAGCCUUCCUGGUGGACGGUUCAUCCAGCAUUGGCAGAAACAACUUCCGUGCUAUCCGCACCUUCAUGGAUGAGCUGGUGGGGCCCUUCGUGCAGGCAGUGGGUGAGAAGGCGGUGCGCUUCGCUGUGGCACAGUACAGCGAUGAGCCACGGGUGGAGUUCUCUUUCUCCCAGCACACCGAUGGUGUGAGUGUCCGGAGGGCCAUCCAACAGCUGAGCUACAAGGGUGGCAACACUCGGACUGGUGCUGGCUUCCGCUACAUCGCUGACAACUUCUUUGGCCCCACGCAGCUCCGGCCUGGGGUACCCCGGAUCUGCAUCCUCAUCACGGAUGGCAAGUCCCAGGAUGAUGCUGAGGGGCCAGCAGCAAAGCUGAAGAGCCAGGGAAUCAAAAUCUUCUCUGUGGGGGUCAAGAAUGCAGACCACAAAGAGCUGAUACGCGUGGCCUCAACACCGACCGAGUCCUUCUUCUUCUAUGUCGGUGACUUCAAGCUGCUGGGGACACUGGUGCCACUGAUGACACGCAGGGUGUGCACAAGCGUGGGGGGCACCCUGCGCCUGCUGGAUGGGCCAAGCCAUCCUGGCCCUUCCAACCUGGAGAUCCUGGAGCGGGGCCUCGACCAGCUGCGGAUCCGCUGGACGGCAGCCAGUGGCCCCGUCACCGGCUACCGGGUACAGCACGUGCCACUGACAGGGCUGGGACAGCCGAUCGUGGCGGAGAGACGGGAGGUGAGCCUGGGGCCGCGGGAGACCAGCGCUGUGCUGCGGGGGCUGCGCACGGGGACUGAGUACCUGGUCACUGUCACCGCACAGUACGCCAACAGCAUCGGCGAGUCGGCGUCCAGCCGAGCGCGCACCCAGAGCCGUGCCGGCUCCGUGCUGGAUUUCCGUGUGGUGGAAACAGGACCGACCUUCCUACGGCUGGCCUGGCAGCCUGGCCCCGAACCGCCCCAGGGCUACAGCCUCAGCUACACCGUGCAAGGAGUGCCCCAGGGGGAGGAGAAGAUCUUGGGGGCCAUUGCGCAGUCGGCCACUCUCAGCAACCUGCACCCUGACACUGAGUAUGUGGUGACGCUCAGACCCCGAUCCACGCAACAGCCAUCCGUCCCUGCCACCCUCACCGCUCGGACACGGCGCCCGGUGGGCAUGCAGCACCUGGCUGUCCAGAACAUCUCAGCACAGAGCAUGCUGCUGGCCUGGCAGCCUGUCAGUGGUGCCACUGGCUACCGGCUCUCCUGGGCGACCCUCACAGGGCAGGACAGGCACAGGGUGGACCUGGAUGCUGGGCAGACGUCGCAUGCACUGGGGGGGCUGCAGCCCAACACUGAUUAUGUGGUGACGGUGGCCCCACUCUUCGGGCAGCUGGAGGGAUCCACAGCCACCAUCCAGCAGAGGACGGAGGCAGGUGGGGAGCAGACACUUCGGACCAACAUCCUGGGCCCCACAUCCAUCCAGGUGCUCUGGACCAGCACCCGUGAUGCCCGUGGCUACCGCCUGGAGUGGAAAAGAGCCACAGGACCAGAGCCCCCUAGGACAGUGUCACUUCCCAGCAGUGCCAACACCUACCAGCUAAUGGGGUUGCAGCCAGGCACUGAGUACCGCAUCACCCUCUACACACUCUAUGAUGGUGGGGAGGUGGCCACCCCUGUCACCACCUUCCAGACAGGUGUGGACAUGCCCGUGGGUGCUGUGUCAGACCUGCGGCUUGUUGAGGAGUUGGGCAGGCGGGUGCGGCUGGGCUGGACUGGUGUGCCUGGUGCCACAGAAUACAAAGUAGUGGUGCGCAACAACCAGGAUGGCACGGAGAGGAUGAGGCGUAUCCCGGGCAGCCAGACAGGAAUGGAGCUGAGUGACCUCCGUGAGGGCAUCACCUACCUGGUGCGUGUCUCAGCUCUUGUGGGUGGCCGGGAGGGCAGUGCUGCCACGCUCACACUCCGCCUCAAAUACCCAGUGGUGGGCAGCAUCUCAGAGCUGCGGGUGACAGAGGCCGGUCCCAGCCAGCUGCGGGUCACCUGGAGAGGGCUGCCAGGUGCUGGGGGCUACCUGCUGACAUGGAGAGGCAGUGAUGGUGUGCAGCAAUCCCGUUUUCUCCCUGCCAACCCCACUGCCUUCACCAUCGAGGGGCUGCGUGCUGGCAUCCUCUACACUGUUGGAGUCUCAGCCAUUGUGGAUGGCCGUGAGGGCAGCCCUGUCACUGCCACGGGGCGGAUAGUGACCGAGCAGGUGGGGACAGUGUCCCAGCUGGAGGUGCAGGCAUCCAGGAACAACAUUGCCCGUGUCACCUGGGUUGGUGUGCCAGGAGCCACUGCCUACCGCGUGGUGUGGAGCCGCAGGGACGGUGGGUCAGAGAACAGCCGGCAGGUUCCUGGCCACAUCAACUCCUUUGACAUCCCUGAUCUGGAGGGAGGUGUCUCCUACACUGUGAAGGUGACAGCGCUCAUCGGCAACCGGGAGGGCAAUCCUGUCUCCAUCGUUGUCACCACUCCCCCUCUGCCCCCCGUCAGCAGCUUCCAGGUGACAGAGGCUUCAGAGCACCGCCUGCGUCUGGCCUGGGUGCCGGCUGCCGGCAGUGCUGGGUACCGGCUGGUUUGGCGCCUGGCUGAGGGGGGUCCCCAGCACAGCCAGCAGCUCCCAGCAUCUGCCAACUCCUACGACCUGGGGGGUCUGGAGCCAGGACGGCGCUACCACAUCAGCAUCACCAGCCUGGCGGGUAGCCGGGAGAGCAAGCCGGCCACUGUCACCGCUGUCACUGCCACCCGAGCCCAUGUCACCAGCCUGCGGGUGACAGAGGUGCAGAGAGACUCGGUGACGCUCACCUGGUCACUUGUCCCUGGCGCCUCUGGGUAUGUCUUCUCCUGGAGCCCCCCCGCAGCGGGGGGCGAGAGAGGGCGGACACUGCCCAGCACUGCCAGCUCCCUGCAGGUCUCUGGGCUGCGCCUGGGGCAGCGUUACACCUUCACCAUCCGCCCACUCCUGGGGAGCACACCGGGUGCUGAGACCUCCGUCAGCGAGCGCACAGUCUGCAGGGACGCCCGCGGUGACAUCGUGUUCCUGGUGCACGGCACCCGUGACAGCUCUGCGGGAGCUGAUGCCGUCCGCACCCUCCUCUCCAACACCGUGUCCACCCUGGGCCGCCUGGGCCCCGAGGGCACUCAGGUGGCUCUGGCCACGUACAGCUACCGCAGUCUGCCCUGGCUGCUCCUCAACCGCUCCAGUGACCUGCAGGCUGUGCUGGAGCAGAUCCGCACCAUCCGCUACGAGGAGCCCAGCGGCAACGCCAUCGGGGCAGCCAUCACCUUUGCCAAGAACUACCUGCUGAACCCUGGUGCAGGGCGCCGACCCGGUGUGCCAGCUGUGCUGGUGGUCCUGGCUGACAGCCCCUCCGGGGAUGAUGCCAUUGCUCCAGCCAGGGAUGUCAAAGCUGGGGGGGUCCAGGUGUUGGCAGUGGGCUUGGAAGGGGCAGACCACGAGCAGCUCCGGCGUGUAGUCACUGGCGAGGACCCACGGUACAUCUACCACAGUGGUGGCACCUUGGCAGAGCUGGAGGAAGAGCUCACUGAUGACCUCUGCACCAUCAUCUCCACCAAGCCAAAGCCGAAGCCUUGCACUGUGCAAUGCCCCAGGGGUGAGAAGGGGGACCGUGGUGAGAUGGGCCGCCAUGGACUUCCUGGCCCCCCGGGACCCCCGGGGCCACAGGGUGAGCCAGGAGGGAGCAUCGAGCAGCCAGGCAAGAAGGGGGACAGAGGCAUUCCUGGCCCCCGAGGGGAUCCGGGCCCACGGGGCCAGAUGGGGCUUUCUGGCCCAAAGGGGGAGAAAGGCGAGCCGGGAGAGCCCAGGGUGAUUGUGGAUGGAGAGCAGGGGCUGCCAGGCAGGAAAGGGGAGCCAGGCACACCGGGCAGCCCUGGCCUCCCUGGGACCCCUGGCCCACGGGGGCCCUUUGGUGAUCCAGGUCCCCCUGGUCCACUUGGACCUGUGGGGCCACCAGGACCUCCAGGAGAGUUUGUCAAGGGGGAGAAAGGUGACCGAGGAGAGAGGGGACCCCCAGGACUGGUGGAUGGGGCUGUGCGAGGGGAGCCUGGUCCACCGGGCCUGCCUGGGGACCCUGGGCCUCGGGGACCUGCUGGACCCCCUGGACUGAAGGGAGAGAAGGGUGACAGCAAAGAAGGUUUCCCAGGGCCACCCGGCCACCCUGGGGAUCCAGGAGACCGGGGGCCUCGGGGACCACCAGGCGAGCAGGGCCGGAAAGGUGACCGUGGGGCACCAGGCGAGCUGGGAGAGAUGGGCGAGAAGGGGGACCGAGGUGUGCCAGGCCCUGAGGGUGAGAAGGGUGAGGCUGGAGCCCCAGGACGCCCAGGGCCAUCAGGCAGAGAGGGUGAACCAGGAGCACCUGGCAAGCCGGCUCCCACUGUGGUCGGUGUUGGAGAGAAGGGUGACAGAGGUUUCCCAGGACCAGAAGGACCUCCUGGCCCUAAGGGCGAUGUAGGAGAUAAAGGUGCCCGUGGUGCCCCUGGACUGAGCAUUCCAGGGCCAGCUGGCCCCAAAGGCGAGCAGGGCGAUCGGGGUAUCGUUGGCCUCACAGGCAGGACUGGCCCAAAGGGUGAUCCAGGGGAGCCAGGGGAGAAGGGGGAGCCGGGCCGAGCGGGUGCCCCAGGGCAGAUCGGGCUGCGAGGCAAGGAGGGAGAGCGUGGAGAGAAGGGUGAUGAAGGCACCCCGGGUGAAGUGGGUCUGCCUGGCAAACCUGGAGACAGGGGUCCCCGGGGCCUCCCCGGUUACCGUGGGCCCCCCGGGGAGAAGGGCGACUCAGGGGACCCAGGUCCCGAAGGCAGGAAUGGCAGCCCAGGAGCACCAGGGAGCAAGGGUGACCGUGGGGAGCCGGGGCCUCCUGGACCCCCAGGAAGAACUGUUGAUGUGGGGCUUGGAGGAGCAGGGGAGAAGGGUGAGAAGGGGGACCCUGGGGACCCCGGUGAGGACGGUGCGAAGGGGGCCCGGGGUGAUGCUGGCUCCCCUGGACUGCCUGGAGAGAGGGGCGUGGAGGGUCCCCGUGGUCCCCCCGGUGCACGGGGUGACCCCGGAGACCGAGGCUUGCCGGGAGAGAAGGGGGACCGUGGCCCCCCGGGGCUGGAUGGCCGCAAUGGGCUGGAAGGCAAACCUGGGCCCCCAGGUCCCACCGGGCUGCGGGGGGAUCCAGGAAAGCAGGGGGACCCUGGACGGGAUGGGCUGCCUGGGUUGCGUGGGGAGCAGGGACUGCCUGGCCCUGUGGGCCCCCUGGGACCACCCGGCCCCCCUGGAAAACCUGGAGAUGAUGGAAAACCUGGGCUCAGUGGCAAGAACGGAGAAGAUGGGACACCAGGAGAGGAUGGGAGAAAGGGUGACAAGGGUGACACAGGACCCCCUGGCAGAGAGGGCCACAGCGGUGCCAAAGGUGAGCAAGGGGACAGAGGUCUGCCAGGUCCCCUUGGCCCCCCUGGCCUCCCUGGCAUCCCAGGACAGGUUGGCCCCCCAGGCCAGGGCUCACCAGGUCUCCGUGGUGUGGCUGGACCAAAGGGAGACCCGGGGGAGCCUGGACUGCGAGGAGAGCCAAACAUUGAACGUAGCUUAGAAGCACUUGGCAUUAAGAUUUCAUCUUUGAAGGAGCUCACAGGUGCCUACGAUGGGAGCUCAGACUCCUUUCUGCCAGUGUCCGAGCGGCUGCGGGGCCAGAAGGGCAGCCGGGGGGAGCCAGGAGAGAGGGGACCUCCAGGCCGAGAGGGCUCCUUAGGCUUCCCUGGUGAGCGAGGACCCAAAGGUGACAAGGGGGACCCGGGUGCCCCUGGCCCCCAGGGCCCCAUAGGCCGUGCUGUGGGUGAGCGGGGUCCUGAGGGGCUGCCUGGGCAGCCAGGGGAGCCUGGCAAACCAGGCAUCCCUGGGGUACCGGGCCGGGCUGGGGAGCUGGGAGAGACUGGGCGGCCCGGUGAGAAGGGUGACCGGGGUGAGAAAGGUGAGCAGGUGAGCUGGGAUGGGGACAUGGGCAGGGACGGUUUGCCAGGACCCCCAGGGCCCGCAGGGCCCAAGGCAGAUGUGGUGGAGGGCAGCCUGAUGGGCUUCCCGGGUGAGCGUGGCCCCAUCGGACCCAAAGGAGCAAAGGGUGAGCCAGGAGCCGAGGGUGAACGGGGACCCAAAGGAGAUAAGGGUGAGGGCGGUCAGCGAGGUGACCGCGGGGAGCCUGGCGAGAAGGGCAGAGAAGGUGUCCCGGGUCUGCCGGGUGAGCGAGGGCUGACCGGGCCUGAGGGGAAGCCGGGCAACCAGGGAGACCCAGGACCCCCAGGACCUCCGGGCAGCGCUGGCCCACCAGGGAUCCAGGGCCCAGCUGGGACCAAGGGUUUGCCUGGUCCCCAGGGCAGCAUGGGGCUGCCUGGACCUCCCGGGCCCCCUGGCCCAGGGGGCCCACCAGGUGUCCCUGGGCUGCCAGGACAAGUGGGGGAGAGUGGGAAGCCGGGUGUGCCGGGCAGGGACGGUGUGCCAGGGAAGGAUGGCGAGGCAGGGAUGCCUGGGAAGAUGGGUGUGCCAGGACCUUCGGGACCUGCUGGUCCCAAAGGAGAACCAGGGGAUGCUGGACCCCCAGGGCAGGGCAUUGCUGGCCCUCCUGGCACCAAAGGCGAGAAGGGAGAGCCAGCGCUGCUGGAGGGUGUGCUGCUUGGAGAACCAGGCUCCAAGGGUGACAGAGGUUUGCCUGGUCCCAAGGGUGAGAAGGGUGAGCCAGGAAGAUUCGGGGAGCCAGGAGAUCCUGGGGAAGAUGGAGCCAAGGGGUCCUCCGGAGCCAAAGGGGAGAAGGGAUCUCCAGGUGUUGGUGUGCAGGGACCACCAGGACAGAAUGGGCCUCCAGGCUUGAAGGGUGACAUUGGCUUGCCAGGACCCCCAGGACCCCCAGGCUUAGCAGGCAUUGCUGGAACACCAGGACAGCCGGGCCUGAGAGGGGACAAUGGGCAGCCUGGCCCUCCAGGUGCCCCAGGAGAGAGGGGUUUGCUUGGCUUUCCCGGGAGAGAUGGCACUCCUGGACCACCAGGACCUGCUGGACCCCCAGGGCCAGCUGGCAUACAAGGAGCCUCUGGCCUGAAGGGUGAAAAGGGUGCUCCAGGAGCUGGGCUUCCAGGAGCCAGAGGUGAGCGUGGAGACCCAGGGCCACGGGGUGAAGAUGGGCGCCCAGGGCCAGAAGGAGAUCGUGGUCCAGCGGGUAUGCCUGGGAACAGGGGGGAACGUGGGGACAAGGGAGACACUGGGGCUCCAGGGCCCAAAGGAGACAAGGGUGAUACCGUGGUGCUGGAGGGGCCAGCUGGAGCACGAGGCAGCAAGGGUGAGCCGGGAGACCGUGGCCUAAAGGGCAUGGAAGGGGAAAAAGGGGACAAGGGGGAGCAGGGCAUGCCUGGAGAGAAGGGGGCGAGGGGUGAGCAAGGCGAGAAGGGCUCCGUCGGCUUCCCUGGGGCACGCGGCCCCGGCGGGCAAAAGGGAGAGGUUGGAGUGCCAGGAGAGCCCGGUGAGCCGGGCCAGCCUGGCCGUGAUGGGAUCCCCGGAGCCCGGGGAGAGAAAGGGGACCUGGGACCCCUGGGCAUGAGAGGUCCUAAGGGUGACCGAGGCACGAAAGGCGCCUGUGGCCUCGAUGGGGACAAGGGUGAGAAGGGAGAGCCAGGGAUCCCAGGGCGCUCAGGGCUGCCAGGGAGGAAGGGUGAGCCGGGAGAGCUGGGUCUGUCAGGACCACCGGGCAUCCCUGGGAAGGAGGGGCUCAUGGGACCCAAGGGCGACCGGGGAUUCGAUGGGCAGCAGGGAGCCAAAGGAGACCAGGGGGAGAAGGGAGACCGGGGUGCCCCAGGAAUUAUUGGUGUCCCUGGUACCCGGGGCAGUGAUGGUUCCCCUGGCCCUCCUGGGCCCCCAGGGAAUGUUGGCCCUCGAGGUCCUGAGGGCAUGCAGGGCCAGAAGGGGGAGAGAGGCCCCCCUGGACAGUCAGUGCUCGGGGCCCCUGGUGUGCCUGGCAUCCCUGGUGAGAGAGGAGAGCAGGGCAACCCUGGCACACAGGGGCUCCGUGGGGAAAAGGGGGAGCCAGGCAUGACGGAGGAGGAAAUCCGUGCCUUUGUCAGGCAGGAGAUGAGCCAGCACUGUGGGCUCUUCCCCACCCAGCCACUCCCUGCUGUAAGUGCUCAGGCUGUCCCUGUGCUCAAGUUGUUGCACACCGAGGAAGAGAAGGGGCAGGACAGGCGAGUCAUGCUUGACACAGAUGACCUUGAGUAUGACAGCUUGUAUGAGGAGGAUGACUAUGAUGAGGUCCCGGAGAUGGACAGCUCGGAGCAGCCCUCGAUGGGUGAUGAGUUCUGCACCCUGCCUCUGGACGAGGGAGACUGCCAGCGCUACACGCUGCGGUGGUACUACAACCAAAGAGUCACCGAGUGCCGGCCCUUUGUCUACAGCGGCUGCCGAGGCAACCUCAACCGCUUCGACAGCAAGGAGGAGUGCGAGCUGCACUGCGGGCAGCGCCCGGGGGCAGAUACCCGCGGUGCGGCUGGCAGCGAUGCGGAGGGGCAGCCGAAGGCGUAG